Messenger RNA from Biomphalaria glabrata, 2048 nucleotides. Its product is annotated as putative tyrosine carboxypeptidase MATCAP2. The transcript has 7 exons. Lineage: Eukaryota; Metazoa; Mollusca; Gastropoda; Planorbidae. The record is from RefSeq and is a predicted model, not a curated record. The coding region runs from base 354 to 1586 and encodes 410 amino acids.
UUUUUUUCAAUUUACUAUCUUAUCGGAAUCAAAAAAAAUAAUAAUAUAAAAAAAUAAAUCUAUCUAGGUCUAGAUUUAGAUCUAGACAUCUAGAUCUAUAUAGAACAAAGUUAAAUGAGCAGUUGCUUCAGUUUGAGAGAGAUGAAAAGUAAAUUCAAUUUAAGUCAUGACUAUCAAUGUCGAAUCUAAUCCAAUUUAGAUAAUUUUCAAUAGGCUUUUUCUUUCAAAAAGUCUUUUAGAACAGCCUGCAAAUAUGUACCAUUUGAUGCAUCAAAUUUGUAUCUAACAUUUCUAUUAUAAUAUAGUUAUGACAUUUGAAUCCAAACUAUAUUCAAAAAUAAGGACUAGAAAGAAUGGAAGUUGUGUACAAACUGCAUUUAAAUAAUCAAAAAAAAUAUGUUCAAAAGCCUUAUUUAAAUACAGGAAAUGGUCAAAUUUCUAAUCAAGCAAGAAAACAAAGCAAAAAAAAAUGUUUUUCUCCUUGUCGCUUAGAUGAACUUGCAGCUCCACCAGCCAGAUUGCGUCUUCUUCCAGUGCAUCAAAAAAUGACGAAUAUUAGAUUGAAGAAACUUCCUUUGCUUGCAGCAGUUAAACCAGAGAAUGUGAAAGCUGAAAAAGAUAGGUUCAUGAGAGCAAACUUCAAUUACAACCCUUACUUUAUGUAUAAAGGAUGUACAGAUGAUAAAACUAUGAAUACAUUCAAUUAUCCAUCUGACAGAUAUUUGCCAGAGGCCAUAUUAAUUCUUGAAAACACAAUAGCCCAUUUUGGAAACUUUGAAACCUUUGAAAAGGUGACAGGAGGACCCCCGAUAACAAGGGCUGGAGUUUUAAGCCUGACAAAACAGUAUUUGGCCAAUGAAAAUUUAGAGGAUGAAGUGCGCAUCAUUCUCAAAGAUGACCUGAUCAGCAGAGGCUCCUUCAUCAACAGCCAUGGCUAUUACACAGUGCACCUACGUUGUGCUAAUCUUAGAGAAAACUGUCUUGAAGGUUUGCUCAAUCAUGAAGUAGUUUAUUUUCCAGGUACACAUUAUUUACGUAGUUACAACAAUAAACUCCAGCCUUGGGCUACUUUAGAUGAAAGAAAUAAAUUAGACAUUGGUCCUGUCAAUCCAACAGAAGAGGGUCUCGCUUCACUUCACAGUAUCAUGUUUAGAAGUAAACCUUUCCUGUGGCGCAUAGCUCUAUUGUACUACACCACCUAUAAAGCUUCCAAAAUGUCCUUUAAAGAUACCUUCAGUGACCUUUCUAAAUAUGUGGAAAAUCCUGAUAUCAGGUGGGAAUACUGUAUGCGAGCAAAGCGAGGACAGUUGGACACAUCAAGGCCAGGAAGCUUUUGCAAAGAUCAAGUCUAUUUAGUGGGUGUCUUGCAGUUACUUAAAAGAAGAAAAAAUUUAGAUUUUCCGAUGCUUCUACGGCUAGGUAAAAUAUCAUUUCGGGAUGUGAAUCGCAGAUGUGUAACAGAUGCUGCUAAAUUAGACAAGACCAGAAUCCCAAAGUUCAUGGAAGAUUUAGAGAGUUAUCAUCAGAAACUAGACAAUGUUGUCAAAACCAAUGGUCUUACAGAUAUAUUGUCACAUGUAGAAUGAGACAAAUAGUUUUAUCUUGCCAGUUUUGUUAAAUCUUACAGGGGAAAUUAAAAGCAUUUAUGGUACACUUAAUAAGUUUAAUGGUACUUGCUUUGGAUUAGAGCCCUGGACUAUGAGGUCAAGUAGAGUUCACUUAUCUUAAAGCUGAAGAAAGUCCUGGUGGCAGAUCUCUGUCAGCCAAGGGAGAAUGUUUCAGUUAUUUGUAGGUUAUAGAAUUUAACAUCUUGGCAGUCUAAAUGUACGGGUAUCUAACAUUUACCAUAUUAGACUAAAUGCCAGAUUUUUAAAGUAUCAGAAAAUGUUUUGUAAUAUUGGGAAUAUUCAUGUUCUCUUUUAGUGACAUUACUAUAACAAUAUUGUGCAUUUAUUUACAAUAAUAAAAAUUUUAGGAAUCAUGUUCAGUGUAAUUAAUUUAUGGGUUAUUAAGAAUAUUUAAGUACCUAUUCAAACCCUUGUAAUUUG